Messenger RNA from Oryza sativa Japonica Group (Japanese rice), 1004 nucleotides. RefSeq lists its product as uncharacterized. Lineage: Eukaryota; Viridiplantae; Streptophyta; Magnoliopsida; Poales; Poaceae. The record is from RefSeq and is a predicted model, not a curated record.
CUCGCUCCUCGCUCAGUAAUCGCCUCAUCGAUCGGGCUAGUCCGUUCGACGACGGGUGUGUACGUGGGUGCAAUAAAGAACAAGAAAAUCGCGCACAGAUUCCUUCCCUCCCUUGCCCUCCAUACCAGAAGCUCUCUCUGAUCCCACCCCCAAAGUGCGCUUGGAGCCUCUCCACCUCCAGGUGACGCUACUGGCUGCGCGUCCCUUUUUGUUUCUCUUUCUCCUAGCAACAAGCUAUAGAUCACCUAGCUAGUGAUGCCCCAGCCUUUUAACUAGCUUCGGACUCGAUCGUAUAGUAGCUGCGAGCUCGUCGGACAGUACAGCCUCGAUCAUGGGGACGACGUCGAGUCCGGACACCAUGGCGGCGGCGGCCGGCCCCAGCCUGUCCAUCACCGUCGAGAAGAACCCGCCGGAGGCGCGCUUGCUUCAGCUCGGCAUCAAGUCGUGGCCCAAAUGGGGGUGUCCGCCGGGGAAGUUCCCGCUCAAGUUCGACGCGAGGCUGACGUGCUACCUCCUCAAGGGCAGGGUGAGGGCCUCCGUGAAGGGCACCGGGAGGUGCGUCGAGUUCGGCGCCGGCGACCUCGUCGUCUUCCCCAAGGGCCUCAGCUGCACAUGGGACGUCGUCGUCGGCAUCGACAAGCACUACAACUUCGACUCCUAGUCAGUUAAACACCAAGCUAGACAUGCAUGCAUCAUUCAUGCUUCGCUCGAUCGUCUCUUCUUAAUUAAUUUGUAGCGUUACAUCUUUGUUAAUCAUCUCCUCACUUCACAGUUUAGUGACACGCUAAGCUUGCAGCAAGUGUUUUGUUCUUGGCAAAGUCGGUAAAUACUAAAUACCUCCAUUUGUGUAUGAUUUUUAUGCUCUUUUCUUUUGUAAAAUACGACGAUGCCACAUGGUGAUCUAGCUAGGUAGCAAGAUUUUGUGUCAGCCGUUAUUAGUUUUCAGAACUCACAUGAGUGGAAACAAACAAAAAUUCACUGGCUGCUAAGUUCAGAAGCCCUCA